Molecule: messenger RNA, 1308 nt
Organism: Menidia menidia (Atlantic silverside)
Lineage: Eukaryota; Metazoa; Chordata; Actinopteri; Atheriniformes; Atherinopsidae
Source: the annotation of a GenBank genome assembly
AUGCUGGCCAGGAAGGGCCUCCUGCCGGACGGCUUCCUGUUGACCCGCCUGGCGGAGGACCAGAACCAGCCCAACCGCAGCCGCGUCCGGUCCCAGAGGGCCCGCUUCAUCACCAAGAGUGGCUCCUGCAAUGUGGCCCAUAAGAACAUCAGGGAGCAGGGUCGCUUCCUGCAGGACGUCUUCACCACCAUGGUGGACCUGAAGUGGCAGCACUCCCUCCUCAUCUUCACCUCGGCCUUCCUCUGCUCCUGGAUGCUCUUCGCGAUGGCCUGGUGGCUGCUGGCCUUCGCUCACGGGGACCUGGAGCCCCGGGACCCGGAGGGGGACCCGGGCCCUGUGCCCUGCGUCACCGCCAUCCACUCCUUCACCUCCGCCUUCCUCUUCUCCAUCGAGGUCCAGGUGACCAUCGGGUUUGGCGGCCGCAUGGUGACGGAGGAGUGCCCGCUGGCCAUCGUGGUCCUGAUCGUGCAGAACAUCCUGGGGCUGAUCAUCAACGCGGUGAUGCUGGGCUGCGUGUUCAUGAAGACGGCGCAGGCCAACCGGCGGGCGGAGACGCUCAUCUUCUCCAGGAACGCCGUCAUAGCGCCCCGGAACGGCCGGCCCACCUUCAUGUUCCGGGUCGGGGACCUGAGGAAGAGCAUGAUCAUCUCAGCCACCAUUCAGCUUCAGGUGGUCCGGCGGACGGUGACGGCCGAGGGCGAGGUGGUCCCGGUCUGCCAGCUGGACAUCCAGGUGGAGAACCCCCUGAGGAGCAACGGCAUCUUCCUGGUGUCUCCUCUGAUCAUCAGCCACACCAUGGAGCGCAGCAGCCCGCUGUACGAGCUGUCGGCCCAGUCGCUGGCCUCAGAGGACCUGGAGGUCCUCGUCAUCCUGGAAGGCGUGGUGGAGACGACGGGGAUCACCAUGCAGGCGCGCACCUCCUACACGCCGGAGGAGAUCCUGUGGGGGAGGCGCUUCGUGUCCAUCAUCACGGAGGAGGACGGCCGCUACUGCGUGGACUACUCCAAGUUCGGCAACACGGUCCCGGUCCGGAUGUCGUCGCUCAGCGCCAAGGAGCUGGACCAGACCCGGGGGGUGCAGGAGGGCGGGUCGGAGGCCCAGCUGCAGGGCUGGGGGCUGGUCCGGGCCGGGAGGGGGGGCUUCCGCCGGGGGGGGCGGGGCUGCGACGGCGCCACCCCUCAGCCGUGGUACGCCCAGGCGGAGAAACCGGAGAAGGAGGUGGAGCAGAAAGGCCAGAAGAAGAAGGUGCAGCUGGAGGUGAUCGGAAGGAAGAUGGAGGAGGACGGAGAGGAGGACAUGAGUGACUGA